Messenger RNA from Aquila chrysaetos chrysaetos, 1962 nucleotides. RefSeq names its product C-type lectin domain family 2 member E-like. The record is from RefSeq and is a predicted model, not a curated record. Bases 189 to 785 code for a protein of 198 amino acids. NCBI's taxonomy places the organism in Eukaryota, Metazoa, Chordata, Aves, Accipitriformes, Accipitridae. The transcript is spliced from 7 exons.
GGGACCGGCCGGAGCGCAGUGACCAGAGGACCAUCCUGGCAAAGCCCCGGGACAGAGAAGGACCUGGCAGGUCCCUGGUGCCGUGCUGCGGUCUUCAGGUGUUCUCGACCCUGCUCGCCUUGUUGCUGGUGGAGUUGAGGGACGUGCUUGUCCCCGGAGGGUCCUGCUGUCCCCUCGGUGGCACCAGGAUGGCGGAAGCUCUUCAGGAUGCAGGCGAAGACUCAACUGCUGCAAUGAUGCCAUCGCAGCAGAGAGUGGAGGAAGGGACCGGUUUUAGCCUCAAGUGCAUUAAAGACAAAAAGGUCCCCAUCGGGGUCACUGUGGUCAUAGCAGCUUUGCUUCUCACCAUAAUCGCGCUGGCAGCUAAGAAAUGCCCGUCCUGUCCAUCCUGUUCCUCUCCUGUGCUUCUCAGCUGCCUGGAAAAUGGGAUCAGGUACAGGGAGAAGUGCUUUUACUUUGUGGAGGAUGAAGCAGACUGGAACAGGAGUCAGAUCUCUUGCCUUUCUCUCGGAGCCCAUUUGGCCACCAUCGACACCCAGGAGGAGCUGCACUUCCUCUUGCGCUAUGGGAGUUCCUUGCAUUACUGGAUCGGUCUCCACAGGGAAGGCUCUGGACCUUGGAAAUGGUCCAACGGGUCUCUCUUCAGCAACCGGUUCGAGGUCCGGGGCAAGGGCCAAUGUGCCUAUAUCGAUGCUGACGGGAUCAGCAGCGACUGGUGCUCCCAGAUGAAAUACUCUGUCUGCAGCCACCCACAAAAGCACCCUAGCAGGAUUCAGAAAUCCUGAAUUUCACCUGAAAUUUCCCCGUUGGCAGAGAAGAUCAACCACAAGCUGCUAUUAACCCUACACAACAUGGUAGUGAGUGUCCCAAUGGUACAGUUUUGUUUUAAUUUUAGCUUACAGAAGCAGAAACUCCUCAUGACAAUGACACAGAGCCGUCACCAAGGGAUCCUUACUUUAGUCUGACCACUAGAGUCUUUCCAGCUUUUGUGGACUUGGGAAUAUCCAAGAGGUUUGGAAAACUCUCUGCUUUGCUGGCAGGUGCUGUGCUGCAAAGCUCAGUCAUGCUGGUUUUGGUGUAUUUGUUUUUUGGUGGAUUUGGAGGAGCUGGAGGUGAGGGGCAGAAAUGCAAAGUGGAGAAAUGAAACAGAAUUGCUUUGGAGUCCACCCUGGCCAACGCUUGGGAGAAGACCCCAGCCUCAACAGGGAGCCACCGAACCGCUGCUCUGGGAUGUGUUUUGGCGUCCUGGUGAGAUGCCUGGUACCGAGUCUGUCCCCGUUGUUCCUCGUGUCAUUGUGAGAGACUGAAAGCGUUAAUGUCUCAAAGAAGUUGUGGUGGGGCAAGUUCUGCCUAGCCAUGAACUCUGCUGAGGCUCAAACUCUGCCUAGCAAGAGCCACAUGUGAAAAGGAGCCGUUCAGCACCGGACAUCAGCAACAGGAGGGGGAGGGCAUGCUGUAGGGUGCACAGCUCCCUGUUCGGAUAACGCUGUUUUGGGUACGCUGAGCAGAACAGCUCACCGUGCAUGGGAAAAGAUCACGUCUGCAGGGAGGGGGAAGCUACUCCCCAGAUGACCCCCAAGCCCAAAGGCUCACAAACUGAUCAGGACACCUAAUUAGCUUGAUGAGUUCGAGUGCCCGCCCAAAGGAGGGGCAAAGAUGAUAAAAGGGCACAAACUGAAGCCCCACAGGCGCAAGCCUGCCACAACUGGACCUCUUGGCCGACUGAACCAAGGUGGGAUCCAGGACCGAGGGUAUCUUUCUCUCUUCCUUUUUCUCCUCCUGUCUCAUUCUCUCUUUUUCCUUUUCUCUCCUUAUUCCCUGAAUUGCUGUAUAUGGUUACCACGGGUUACACAGUUUACUGAGGUAGUUCCAUGCCUAUUCCUGUUGGGAGAGAGCACACCGCCUGCUGUUAGGCCUCCCAAAUUCAGUUUGCUUCUGUCAUAAAUAAAACGUUCAACUGAU